Messenger RNA from Carlito syrichta (Philippine tarsier), 2166 nucleotides. RefSeq names its product fibrous sheath CABYR binding protein (gene FSCB). Gene Ontology annotation, molecular function: calcium ion binding. Gene Ontology annotation, biological process: negative regulation of protein sumoylation. The record is from RefSeq and is a predicted model, not a curated record. Bases 1 to 2166 code for a protein of 721 amino acids. The transcript is spliced from 2 exons. Gene Ontology annotation, cellular component: sperm principal piece; sperm fibrous sheath. Lineage: Eukaryota; Metazoa; Chordata; Mammalia; Primates; Tarsiidae.
AUGGUAGACAAAUCCCAGCAGACUGAAGUAAUAGAAAAAAAGAAAUACUUGACCAUACCACAACCAUCUGACCCCAAGGCUACUGUUAGUAUUGGUAACAUUCCUGGAAGCAAAGGCAAAUACUCUGCCAAAAAUGAUGCUUCUUGUAGAAUUUCUUCUCAACUUCAGCAAACUUGGACAAAGAAAAAGCAUGGACGGGAAAUGACUAAUAAAUCUCAGCAGACAGACACCAUCCUAGAAGAGAAGAAAGAAAUCAAGUUAGUUGAUGAGACAGUGGCACCUGAACAAAAGCCAUCUGGUGUUGGAGAAGCAGCUCCUGAAUUGCCGGAGGGUGUUCAUGGAGUAGAAAGUUCAUCAAUCAGACACUUGAUUCAACUAAAAAUGGACCGAUCUCAGCAGACCGAUUGUACUGGAGACUGGACCACGAUGACCACUCCCCCAAAAGAAACAGCAAACAAGGAGCAGCAGACAUAUUUUAGUGAAUCAGAAGUAGGGGUCUUUUCCAAGCCAGGUAGUUCUUUCACAAAGUCAGAGGAAAGUGCCCAGAAACAUAAAUCCUCAGGAGAGAUUUUUGUUAGCGAACAUCCUGAAUUUCAACCAGCAACAAGUAGCGGUGAAGCAAUCAGCAGACUUUCAUUUACUCAGGAAACUAAAAUAGGUUCUCCAGAAAUUACAGAAGAUGAACUUAGACGAGAAGUGACCAUACCUGUUUCAGAAGGAGGUUCUGUUGCUAAAAAGGGGGCUUCUGUUGAAAUAGAGCCUCCACGAACAGACGUCUCAGCUGGAGUACAGACUCCAUCAGCUGAAGAGGCCACCACUAAAGUAGAGGCCACGCCUCCUGCUGAGGAGGCCCCUGUCCAAAUACAGCUUCCAGUUGAAGAGACUCCUGCUGCUGAGGCAGUCAUUGCAGCUGCUGAGGCUUCUGUUGAGGUUCAGACUCCACCAACUGAAGAGGCUCCUUCAGUAGAGCUUCCUGAUGAGGUUCAGCCUCUGCCAGCUGAAGAGUCUCCUUUAGAAGAACCCUCUGAUGCAUCACAGCCCCAACCAGCUGAAGAAGCUCCUUCAGAAGAGCCUCCUAAAGAAAUUCAGCCUCCAUUAGCAGAAGAAGCUUCUGUUGAAGUACAGCCUCCACCAGCGGAGGAGGCCCUUGAGGAAGCCCCAGCUAAAGGAGAUCCUCCUGUUGUUGAAGAGAUCCCUGCUGAAGUUCAGCCUCUACUGCCUGAAGAGCUUCUUCCAGAAGAGGCUUCAGAACUUCAGCUUCCAACAGCUAUAGAGACCCCUGGAGAAGAGGCCCCUGUUGAAGUUCAGCCCCCAUCAGAUGAAGAGACCCCUGGAGAAGAGAUCCCUGCUGAAGUUCAGCCUCUACUGCCUGAAGAGCUUCUUCCAGAAGAGGCUUCAGAACUUCAGCUUCCAACAGCUAUAGAGACCCCUGGAGAAGAGGAACCUGUUGAAGUUCAGCCCCCAUCAGAUGAAGAGACCCCUGGAGAAGAGAUCCCUGCUGAAGUUCAGCCUUCAUCUGCUGUAGAGACCCCUGAUGAAGAGGCCUCUAAUGAAAUCCAGCUUCCAGCAGCUUCAGAGGCUCCUGCAGAAGAGGUCCCUUCUGAGGUUCAGCCUCUAUCCGCUGAAGAGACUAUUACAGAAGAGGCCUCUGAUGGAAUUCAGCUUCUAGCACCUACAGAGACUCCUUUAGAAGAGGUCCCCGCUGCAGUUCAGUCUCUACCAUCUGAGGAGGCUUUUGCAGGGGUUCGGCCUCCAUCAGCUGAAGAGACUGUUGCUGAAGAGGUCUCUGAUGGAAUUCAGCUCCUAGCAGCAUCAGAGACUCUUUCAGAAGAGGACCCUGCGGAAGUUCAGUCUCCACCAGCCAUGGAGGCUCCCGCUGAAGUUCAGUCUCUACCAGCUCAGGAGGCCCCUAUGGAAGAGGCCCCUGUCCCUGCAGAAGAGGCCCCUGUUGGCAAACAGCCUUCACCAGCUAAUCUUCCUCCUAUUGAAGAGUUUCCUCCUUUGCAAGAGGCCUCUGCUGAUAUCCCACCUCCACCAUCUGAGCAAUCCCCUGCAGAUGAGGCUCUAUUAGAGAAUGUGUCUACUGAAUUUCAGUCGUUGCAGGGAGCAGAUGUCCCAGCAGAAAAAUCAGGGUCAGUUGUUUUGCAAGGUGAUGGAAAAUUUUAA